Thelazia callipaeda (thelaziosis nematode) is the source of this 3630-nucleotide messenger RNA. The record is from the annotation of a GenBank genome assembly. Lineage: Eukaryota; Metazoa; Nematoda; Chromadorea; Rhabditida; Thelaziidae.
UACGAUGCAUUUAGAAAGUCAAUGAUGACGAACAGCGAACAAGAUGCCGCGAUGAGGCAACUGAUUACCGAGGGAUUUGAAAAUGUGAAUGCUGAUAAUGACAUUGGUUGUGAUAGUGCCAUGCUUAUACGGUCGAUGUAUGCUGGCAGUUCUACUUCAUACAUUCCGAUAGAUCGAGCACGAAGUCUUUGUAAACCACCACCUCCGGUCAAACCAGCCACUCUUAGAAAUAAAAUCGUUUCUGGAAAUACUUUGGCAUCUUCUUUAUCGCUAGCAAAAAGUAAACAGGCUGUUGUUGAUGCCAAAGUAUCCGAAUUUUCGCUCAUUUCAUCUUCCAGUUCGCCAGUUGAUAAUGAUUCUGUCAGUAAGGAAACAUCUACUUCAACAGAUGCCGAUGCCAGCACUCUGGAAACUAGCAUAUUACUGGACCAACGUCCUGAAGCAAGGACUGAUCAACCGACAGAUGUUCAAAGCAAAUCUGUAGUGAAUAGUAGACGUGCUAGUUUCCUAAAUGGAGAAAUUAAAAAACCUAAGGUAAAACCACCUCCACCGCCUACGCAUUCGCGUCAGUCUCCCAAAGACUACGGUAAUAGUGAUAGCACUGAAGGAGAAGAACAAGUCUGCCAAGAAAGUCAUUCUAUCGAGACUUACAAUAAUUUUACUCAAGAGGUAGUAAAUUUUCCAGAAACAAUAUCAACAAAAUUCCACAGAUUUGAACGCAAGUGUUUGAAGGAAGGUCAUAUACCAAGUGUACCAUCAAUACCACCACCGUCUCCACCGAUCAUUUCACCUUCAGAAUCUAUAAACGAUGGAAUGUAUGAAGAAAUUCAGCAACUCACCUAUGCUGAGGAAAACUUUGGAAAGGAGCAAGUGAAAAUGUCUAAUGAGCUUACCGAUCAAGUAUUAAUUCUUGAGAACAAUUUCGAUGAAAGUGGAACCGAAGAAUUUUUGAUUGCUGAGGAAAAAAAGAAUGGCAUCUUUGAUAAUUAUUUCAAUCAGAAUAACUUUGGUACUGUGCUACAAAAAACUGAUUACGGAAAAUACUACGUGGAGAAUAAAAAAAAUGAUAUUUCUGCAAGAGAAAAAACAACAAUGGUUAGAAGGCCAAAAAGUGCCUUGGAAUUCGAUAAAUUACUGCGAAUUAAAUCUGACAUUCAAGUGAACAUUACAAAAAAGGUUGUUGGCCAAAUCAAGCUCAAAGUUAGUUCUGCCUCACAAGACAAAAGAAAAUGUCAGAGGCUUUCUUCAAUGUUUUACGUUAAUCAGGAAAAAAUGGAAAAUCGUGAUGAUGAUGUUAUUGCUAAAAUUGACUUUCCAUUGAAUGAGCAAUAUAUUUACGGUGAUGAUUGGUCAUCUGAUGAAGAUGACUCCACAAGUACAAUAAAUAAGCAAAAUCCUUCUGAUCAAGAACAAAGGCAAGAAUAUCAAACUGAAACGAGCAAAAAUUUACCAGAAGCAGCAUCGUAUUCAAUGCUGUCUGAGAUUGAACGAGAGUUGCGGCUUAGAUUUCAACCUCUCAGCAAUCUUCCCGAUGUCGUAUUGGAAUCAAAAAGAAGAUCGUUAAGUGUUGAUCAAUUACCACAAAACAGCAAGUCAAUCAUCGAACGGCCUCCGUUUGAUGAAUUUAAAAACGCUUGUGAAGGUGUUGAGAUUGAUAGUAAAGAAAUACUUGGUAAAAGUCUUGCUGAGACUGUCAGUGAUCAAGAAAGAAUGACAGCAAAAGAGAGCUAUGAAAUCUUGCUUCCAUCAUCUUUGUCAUCACCUGAGCGAAACUAUCUUCCGAGUACCUCAUCAGAAUAUACUCUGAAAGAAUUUGAUCGAUCAAUUUAUACUCCUAGAAUAAUUCCUGAUCCACAACCACUUUAUCAAAUUUAUAUGAUGGAACAAAAUGACCGAUUAAUGUAUGAAGAUGAGCAGGAUGAAAGGCAGCCAAGUAUCAGUGGUAACAAAGUACCAAAUGUGCAGCGAGCUCCUUCAAUUGCAUCAACAGACAGUGGUCGCGGAGCAGAUUGCUCUACUACCAUAUCACAGCUAACUUCUAAUACUUCAAUGAAACGCAAUCGUUUAAUAGCAGUCAGCCAUUUUGGAAGUCAACGAUCACUAUGGUGUGAAUUACCAGAAGUAAGAAAUGCAGGCUUACUAGAGAAAUUGGACAGCGAUACAAAGAAACUUCAAGAAGCCUAUUUUGAAGUGAUCACAAGCGAAGCAUCCUACCUUCGUUCCGUCAAUAUCUUAAUCACGCACUUUAUGGCUGCUCCGGAAAUGCUUGGCAACUAUACAUUUUAUUGCGAAUUUCCAGGUUCCAAAGGAUCUUCAUCAGUGAUAGUAAACGAAGAACGGAAGCAACUUUUUAGCAAUAUAUUUGCAGUUCGUGAUUGUAGUGAAAGAUUGUUAUCAGAUCUAGAAAAUAGAUUACAAGACAAUUUGGUAUUAUCUGAUGUGUGUGAUAUUUUAUGUGACCAUUUUGAAGCAAAUUUUGAUCCUUAUGUCAAAUAUUGUUCCAAUCAAGUUUAUCAAGAUCGUACACUUCGCAGACUCAAAUCUGAAAAUUCAACAUUUCUUUCUUGCAUACAGCGCCUUGAGAGCGACCGUUUAUGCCAAGGAUUAGACAUGCGAUCAUUUUUGAUGUUACCUAUGCAAAGGGUUACUCGAUAUCCACUUUUGGUGAUCGCAAUUCUUGAACAUACGCAACAUGACACAACAAAUUAUCAGACUGCCCAAAUUGCGUUGCAUCUUGCUAAUAAGAUUGUGACUUGCUGCAACGAAGGCGCCAGACGAAUGGAGCGUACUGAGCAGUUACUAGAAAUCGAACGUCGUCUUGUUUAUAAGUCAUCUGAUUUGAAACGCAUUCCUUUGGUUUCUUCUGGUCGCUAUUUAGUUAAGCGAGGAUCACUGACGUAUUUGACUGAGAAACGUACAAAGAAGCUUUUAAACACUCGUCAGCACUUUCAGAAUAUUUAUAUUUUUCUUUUCAACGAUAUUAUUAUGCUAACUAAGAAGAAAGUUAAUGGAACCUUUAUAUGUAAAGAUUAUUCAGCAAGACGAUUUGUUGAUAUUGAACCGGUUGAAAUUGAUGAUCCCAAGUUAUUACAAUGGGUAACCGCGCAUAUUCCUCUGAAAAAACCACAUUUAUUCAUCUGUACGCUGAUGCAUAAUGCUGUAGGGAAACAGGUUGAACUCCUACUAAAUGCUGAUUCUGAAACUGAUCGUGAACGAUGGCUUUCAGCUUUAAGGCCACCUGCUUGCACGAAUCCGGAAGAGAAAAUUUAUGCAGACUGGGAUUGUCCGCAAGCAGUUGCUGUUCAUCGCUAUUCCUCAGGACAAGAGGACGAAUUAACUCUCGAAAAAGGCGACUUAAUCAAUGUACUACGUAAAAUGCCUGAUGGUUGGCUUUUUGGAGAACGCGUUCGUGAUGGUUUUAGCGGCUGGUUUCCUUCAUCGUAUGUGCAACAAGUACUCAAUGACCACGUUCGGGCAAAAAACUAUCGACAGCGUUUACGUGUUAUUCAGGCAGCAGCUAAUCUCCGCCUUCGUCAUGGAAAGAUAAAAGCAGGAAACGAAGAAAAUUCUCGCCAUCUUAUACAUCGAUUUCGUCGGCUUAGCCAUACCAGAAGUAUGUUAAAUGGGUGA